AUGAGGGUGGAUCGCUUGCAGUUGUUUGUGAUUUUGCUGCUGAGCGGCUGCUGCUGCUGCUGCGGUGGCUCCGCGGCAUCAUCUGCGUGCAAAUCGUCUGAUGAAAACCCGAGAAACGGUGGGAAAACCCCGCCGACCUCCAAGAAAGUGGUCUGCAGCAACAUGGAGCUCCAUCAGGUGCUGCCCCCGGACUCCUUCCCUAACAGAACAGUGACGCUAAUUUUAAACAACAACAAGAUUCAAGAGCUCAGAAAUGGAUCCUUCUUUGGAUUAUUUGCUUUGGAAAAAUUGGACCUGCGGAGUAACACGAUCAGUCAUAUUGAACCGGGAGCUUUUCUUGGCUUGCCAGCACUAAAACGACUAGACCUGUCCAACAACAGCAUCGGCUGUCUUAACAUGGACAUCUUCAGGGGCUUGUCCAGUCUGAACCGACUAAACCUUUCAGGGAACAUGUUCUCUUCAUUGACUCAAGGGACCUUUGACAACUUGGUGUCUCUGAAGACGCUGGAGUUCCAGACACCUUACCUGCUGUGUGACUGCAACCUUCUCUGGCUGCUACGCUGGAUCAAAGACAGGAACAUCUCUGUGAAAAACACCAAGUGCUCCUACCCACAGUCUCUACACGGUCAGCUAAUUAACUCCAUCAGGCCGGAGCUCCUUACAUGCGAUGCUCCACUCGAGCUGCCCUCCUUCCAGCUGACCCCAUCCCAGCGGCAGGUUGUCUUUCAGGGGGACAGCCUGCCAUUCCAGUGUCAGGUCUCCCUUGUGGCAGAGGACAUGCAGGUGCUGUGGUACCACAGAGGCAACGUGGUCAAGCCUAAUGCCACCCAAGGGAUCUAUAUUGAAAAGCGCAUUGUGCAAAACUGCUCCCUGAUUGCGAGUGCACUGACCAUCUCAAACAUCCAGCCUGGUUUUACGGGGAACUGGGAGUGUCGAGUCAGGACAAGCAGGGGCAACACCACCAGGACUGUCCACAUUGUGGUGCUGCAAAGUUCUGCCAAGUACUGCGCUCCUGAGCGUGUCUCCAACAACAAGGGAGAGUUCCGGUGGCCACGCACCCUAGCAGGGAUCAGAGCCUACCUACCCUGCAACAGACUGCCCUCAAGCGGAAGCACCUACUCGGGUAGCACCAGUGAAGAGCAGCGGGCUUGGCGUUACUGUGAUCGGGAAGGGCAGUGGGCAGAAGAGGACUAUUCCCGGUGCCAGUUUCAGAAGGAUGUCACAAGAUUUCUCAAUGUCAUCAACCAGAUGCCUCUAAAUGAGAGCAAUGUGCUGACAAUAGCUGAACGCCUGUCUGUCUACACAAAGGAUGCGGCCAACUUCUCAGACAAGAUGGAUAUCAUCUUUGUGGCUGAGAUGAUUGAGAAGUUUGGCAAAUUUGUCGAGAAGUUUAAAAACCUGGGUCAGGUGAUGGUUAGCAUGGCCAGUAACCUGAUGCUGGCGGAUGAGAGAGUGCUGUCGAUGGCUCAGCGUGAAGCCAUGGCCUGCUCCCGCAUCAUCGCCUGCCUCCAGAAGAUUGCCGUUUACCGCCCAGCUACACCCCAGGCCUUCCCGCUGACCUCCCCUAACAUUGCACUGGAUGCCCACUCUAUCAGGGCCAGCGACUGGAAUGGCAUGACCUGCAUGUUAUUCCAGAGGCCGGGAGGCCAGGACCGCCAGCUCACCUUCAAAUGUAACACGACCAGCUCCUUUUCCAGCAUCCUUUACAAGAGCACUGUAGUGGAGGCUUCCCUGCAGCUUCCUCAGUCUCUCCUUACCGAGGCGGUACCCCCUGGGCAGCCAGAGGACACAGUCUACAAGCUCCACCUGCUGGGCUUCCACAAUGGCAAGUUUUUUCCAUCCACUGGCAACUCCUCCCAACUCGCUGAUGGAGGGCGGAGGAGAAGCGUAGCCACCCCUGUCAUUAUGGCCAAGAUAGAUGGCAUGUCUCCACGCAUCCUGAAGACCCCCAUUAACGUCACCCUGCAGCUGUUUGCCCACGGCUCAGAUGCUGUGUCCGCCUGCUGGAACUUGAGCCAGGCGGGAGGUCAGGGAGGAUGGCAGAGGGACGGCUGCCGCAUAUUGGACCAUCACGACAAUUUCACAACCAUAUCAUGCAACUCUCUGGGCAACUAUGGCGUUCUUAUGGACCUUAGCACUGUGAAAUAUGGAUCUCCUAGCAUCCAGCCACUGCACCCCGUUAUCUACGCCACAGCUAUCAUACUCCUCCUAUGCCUGGUCACCAUUAUUAUAAGCUAUAUCUACCAUCACAGGUCUGUGCGUGUGAGCCGGAAGUUUUGGCACAUGUUGAUCAACCUGUGCUUCCACAUCUCCCUCACCUGCGGGGUUUUUGUAGGUGGCAUCAAUCAGACGCGAUUCUCAAGCGUCUGUCAAGCAGUGGGCAUUUUGCUUCACUACUCCACUCUUGCUACCGCCCUGUGGGUGGGCGUGACUGCGAGGAACAUUUACAAGCAGGUGACACGCAAGGCCAAACGCUACGAGGAGCUGGACGAGCCGCCGCCGCCACCGCGGCCGAUGCUGAGGUUCUACUUAAUUGGCGGAGGGAUACCCAUCAUAGUCUGUGGGAUCACUGCAGCAGCAAACAUCAAAAACUAUGGCAGCCAGACCAAUGCACCAUAUUGCUGGAUGGCGUGGGAGCCAAGUAUCGGAGCAUUUUAUGGUCCGGUAAUUUUUAUCAUCUUUGUGAACUGCAUGUACUUCCUCAGCAUCCUGCUCCAGCUGCGCCGACACCCUGAGCGCCGUUAUGAGCUCAAGGAGCCGACCGAAGAGCAGCAGCAUCUGGCUCCAGCCAGCACUGAGGUCGGGCCAGAUGCUCCCAGCAGCCACUGCCACCCCCUCACUCUGCAGCUACAGCCUCAUGAGGCAUCUUCCUCCAUUGUGUUCCCUCCCCACUCUGUGCCACUGUCGGCUCUGGAGAACGAGCACACCUUCACUGCGCAGCUGAUGGGCGCAGCGGGGGCAUUGGGACUGUACGCGGCCCUUUGGGUGUUCGGCGCCAUGGCUGUAUCACAGGAACACCCCUUUGAUUUAGCUUUCACCUGUCUGUUUGGGGUGGCGGCGCUGGCACUCGGGGCAUUCAUGGUUGCACAUCACUGCAUCAACAGACAAGAUAUGAGACGCUAUUGGUCCCAGGCCUGUUGCUCUGGGAGACGAGCGUACUCUGCACAGGAGGACACCCUUCUGCCUCAGCCAGGUGUGGCGAUGAUAUCUACAACAGGAUCUGAUAACAAGGCAGACGGGGAGUCGACUAAGUGUGGCCACAGCAGUGCAGACUCUUCCUAUACAAAUAAGAGUGCCCCAAGCAUGCGCAACUCUGCCCAUGGCAGCAAGCUGACCAAUCUGCACGCAGAGGCAGCUCAGUGCAAGUCCGCAUCAGCACCAGCGGCAGCCAAUAGUGCUGGUGUUUUGGAGAACAGCCUGACUGAGCAUUCGCUAGACAAUGAAAUCAAAAUGCACGUGUCGCCAGUUGAGGUACAGUUCCACUCGAUGAACAACGUGAGCAAUCCAGCAGCCGCUGCCAACGGACACAUAAGCAGGCAUCACAAAAACAGAGCACGGGCACACAGGGCAAGUCGGCUAACUGUGUUGAGAGAGUACGCCUAUGACGUGCCCACCAGCGUGGAGGGCAGCGUGCAGAGCGCCCCUCACAGGAGACACCAUCACUAUGACUUGGCAGCUCGCAAUAGCCGACGAGCGGCCUACAUGGCCUACAGAGAGCGGCAUCAGAGCCAGCUGCAACAGGACAGUAGCGACAGCGCAAGCCUGCCGCGGCGCUCCCGCUACUCAGAUAAAGGAGGCGGGAGCACGCUGGGGAAGGGCUCAGUGGCAACCGUAGAAACCGAGCAGGUGGUUACUGCUGCAGCAUCGAGCUCAAGUAAAGACUCUGCUCCUGUAAAGCAGCCUGGCAGCUCAGGACUAGAAAGCCAGCUUAAGUCAUACGGGCUCAACCUCAUCACUCACAACGGUGGCACCAUUAAAGAGAAUGGACAGGCAGUGCCUAUAAUUAACACAGACAGUGCAGCCGGGAUAAAGACCGGCUUGUGGAAACAUGAAACUACUGUGUAGCAACAGUUUCCGUCCCAAAGACUGCGUAAUGAUGUGUUCACACCUUUUAAACUGUGAAAUGUCUGUUUUUAGUUGUUUGAUUGUACUUUUUUCCUUU
Molecule: messenger RNA, 4162 nt
Organism: Archocentrus centrarchus (flier cichlid)
Lineage: Eukaryota; Metazoa; Chordata; Actinopteri; Cichliformes; Cichlidae
Gene: adgra3
Product: adhesion G protein-coupled receptor A3
Exons: 19
Coding region: 1-4065 (1354 amino acids)
Biological process (GO): cell surface receptor signaling pathway; G protein-coupled receptor signaling pathway
Cellular component (GO): external side of plasma membrane; plasma membrane
Molecular function (GO): G protein-coupled receptor activity; protein binding
Source: RefSeq, a predicted model, not a curated record